CAAACGGUUUGCGCCAGUGUAUAGGUAACGACGAUAACAAGACAGCUGUGGAUUGAGAGAGAUGGGGUGUUAGGCAAAAAUAUAAUGAAAAGUGCAUUUAGGUAUAUGUAUUCAGUGCUUAAAUUAAUGGAAGACACAGAGCAGAUAUAGUGCAUUAACUAUCAACUAUUAUUAUUAACUAUUUUAAUAAUGCGUCAUAUUCAAUUCAAAAGUUUUGAAAUGUUCGAAUAUUGUUUAGGCAAACAAGGCAAAUGAAAGAACACCACUUAUGAAUGAUGGGACUGGCACUUCACCAACUUCAUAUCCACAAGCAAUAGGGUAUUAUCAUUAUAUACCAAUUUAUAGUGUCAAUUGAAAGUAAAUGUUUUCUUGCAUCUCCUUGUGUGAGAACAUAUCACAUGAAAAUCAGUAAAUCACACAAUUUGACUGGCAACAGCUCUGAGCAGUGCACAUUACUUUUAUUCACCUAUGAGUAAUAAAAUUGUUGAGUAUCAGGGAUAUUUACAAGCAUUUUAGUCUACUACCCUUUUUCAGAAGAACAUUGAGUUUUUUAGGAGCUGACCAUAUUUCUUGACGGAGGUGCUCGCUUGAAAUAGGUGCUUGCUGCAGUGCUGCAUUUGCUCAAUACAUUGGUUGUUCUUCAAUUGACUGCCAUAUUAAUUAAACUUCACUGUUCCUUUUGCAACGAAAUAGAAAAGUGCUUAUAAACUAUAAAGGGCGAUUUACAAUUACACAUCUUUUGCCUAAAACUCAGUUGCAUGCAACAUGCUCACAACUUGAGUUGUACUGUGUAAAUUGUCUUAGGUGAGGUGUGUGCUUGAUUUACACAGCACAACUCAAGUUGUAAGCAGGUUGCAUGCAACAGUUUUAGGCACAAAUUGUGUAGUGUAGAUCGGCCUUAAAUAUCCUUGAGUAUGGAGCAAAAAUUAUAGAAGUAUUUUAUUAUCAAAUACCGUUUCCCUCAAUAGUUGUAGUGUACAGUAUAUAAGAUAAUAUUAUAUUGUAUAUUAUAAUUUUUAAAGAAAUUAAAUAACAUGCAUACUUGUUGUGUUUAGUGAUGGAGCAAGGGAAACAUCAGGAUCAUUCAACAAAUCAGAUCAACAGUCAAUGCUAAGUAGAAUUCUUAACCAAACAGCAAAGUAAUGUUCAGUUUUGAAUUUUUUUUAUUUUGUGUUUGCAAAAGGCCAGACAGUAUAUCAAUGUAAAAAUCCUUGUGAGAUGUUCCCUAGUAUGAUUCAGGGCAAACAAAUUACUGUAAAUAUUGGUUUUUUAUUAGAAAUCAUUGUUAUUGUAACUUGGGAGUCAAUCGUUCUAGCAAGAAGAAGACGCCUGCUCAGGCGUUCAUUUCGGCUAUGUAGCAACACCCAGACAUGGGAGGGAUUGGCGAACUGGAUAUUAAAAACUGGGUCAUUACAUUAAAUAUAUUGGGGGGGGGGGGGGCUAAUCUUCGGUUUUGUCUGGUAGGUUGUCAUAAAAUGGUGCGUUACCGGUACUUCAGUAUAACCAAAUCACUGCAAAUGUUACAAAGCCCUUCAUCAGGAAGAUGCUCAAAACAUUGGCAUGGGUCAUUCGUGAAAGGGUCUCUCCAUGUGGAGGACAUUUUUGCUGUGUGGAAAGGGAGGGGGUAGGCGGGGUAAUCUGUUUUGAUAAUAAACAGUUAGGUAGUAAAUGUACAACUGUCUGACGUCUAAUGGGAAAAGAGAGUUAUCUUCUCAUUUCCUCUGUGAGGGAGAUGUUGGCCGUUUUCAGGACUGGUCCUUAUUACAAUACUUUCAAACUAAUUUUACAAUGAUUUACCGAAAAUUAUUACUAGCUUGUUGUGUUUAAUGUACUAUAUUUGUUAUUUUAGCAAUGUAAUUGAUGUCACAACAGUAGAACCUCACAGUUUAGAAAAAGGAGAGUUCAUAGAACGAGCUAAACAAUAUCAGUAAGAUGAACUAAAUAGAUGCUUACUUACUUGCUUGCUAGAGUUGAAGUACACAAGUUUAAAAUAGUCGCUAAAAUAAAUUGAUAUUUUUAGACAUUAUGGUAACACAGGCAGUUCAUCGUCAAGGAUACCUCAAGGUGCUCUCCCUCCUGGUACGGCAGCACCACAGGUUGUGUUAGCUGCGGAACCUGUAUCAGCACAUGAUAUAAACCUGGUAAGCAAACACUCUCUUUUACACAUGGUUUUACAAAAUGUAAUGUUUUCAAAGGAAAACAGUCGCAAAACCCCGAAUGUAACCCUUUGGCUAUACGUUUGUUGAUACGGCACAUCUUUCUCACACCCAUGCAUGCAUGGCACAUUAGAAUGUGGUUGGUUUGUGCAAAAGGACUCCGGUCUUUACGAUGUAAUCUAACUUGUCUGCAUGUUCAUAAUGGUCGAAUUCUAUUUUUGGUAUCAUGGUAGAAUCCUACCUGCAUGAGGUUUAUUUUCCUUGCUUUUAAUACCUCGCUUUUGUGAGAAUGAAAAUAUACUACCUCUGGUCAAAGCAAGGAGAAUCCAUAUCUGGAACCAACGCAUUUUUUUGAACAAACUGUAUACAUAUUAUGUUUUUACCGACUGAUGGGAGAUCCGUUGACACAAAGUGCAUUGAAGUUAAUUCAGUUUAUUUUAUUAUCUUUAGUAUGGAUAAGUUGGGAUUUUCAACUUUUUGGGUAGCUUUUUGAGUUUGAAAAUUAUCUUCACUCCUUGGUUGUUUGGGCGUGAAACGCGACAGGUCAUGUCAUGCAUAUUCAGUUCAGUUAUGGACCGGGGGAAAAGUAAAUUAUAUUAUUCCGCUGUUAUGACGAGGACCGGACCAGAGCAUACUUCGUCUCAGUUUGAUCGAUUGUUUUGGAUGCCUAUACAGUAUAUUAUUCCAAACACAAUACUUUUCUUUUUCUUGUAGGUUAAAAAUUUUUCAGAACAAACAUCGUCUGCGUUAAAAAAUUUCGAAGUUAGCGGCGGAGAACCCUUUGUCGUACAGUUUGGAGCAACAUAACACAGACAUUAUUUUAAUUAUGAUAAUUUAUGGAAUAAUGUUUGCGUCGCCUUUAUACGCAUUGCAACAUUAUCAAAUGAAUGAACGAUUGGACGUCGAAAAUGCAAAGAACGAUGACGCAGCGAAAUACGCAGACUGGAUUUAGAUGAAUUAUCACAAAUUAUUAAUGCCUCAUUCGUUAACUGAAUUUUAUUAAGUAGUUUCUAUAUACUAACAUAUAGAUAAUAUAAUAAAACGACUAUAACUAACUAGUUAACAAUAGUGAGCACGAAUGAUUAAAAUUAAAACUUAAUUUUCAUACUAAUAUUUUAAAUACUGUGUGACGUGUACUGGUCUUCCUCAAGAUAUAAAAAUGCGUGUAUAUUGAAUGUUUUUGUGAAUAGGGAGUGAAACUGUUUAGUAGAGGAUUUUUUGUACUUGCUUCGUUGUCAACAGCUGUUUUGCUUAUUUUUUACAAUAGUUUUCAUAUUUGACAUGUUGGUACUACAUGGCUUUAAAAAAAACCUAUGCUGUAAAAUAGUUCACAACUUACGGACAACACAAUUUUACAGAAAGACUAUUGUCACAGUCUUUUUUUUUUAUUGUCACAGGACAUGCAUGAAUGAUAUAAAUGUUCGCAUUUUAUCAUCAUUACGAUAAAUUUUGCUGUGCUUUUUUGCACCUGGUUCGGGCGUAGAAAGGUAGCCCAGUUCCCCGCUAGAUCAUAGUGCAAGUUGAGCUUUAGCCGGUUACAGACGAGGAAGCUUUAUAAGUUUUCUAUGACAAGUUUUAUUUGACAAGUUUUGCCAAUUUUUCUAUGACAAGUACACACUUAUUCAAAGCUAGUACUUGUAGUACAAAUUUUGUUCGUGUGUAUGU
Molecule: messenger RNA, 3821 nt
Organism: Paramuricea clavata
Lineage: Eukaryota; Metazoa; Cnidaria; Anthozoa; Malacalcyonacea; Plexauridae
Source: the annotation of a GenBank genome assembly